AUGAAGGAAAUAAGGUUAAAUGAUUUACCCGGCUUGUGUUGCAGUUUUUUGGUGGUGAACGCAGGUGCCGGAAUGGCGGAUCAAGAGAAGGGGAGCUGGAGGGCUUGGAAGCAGCCGAAAAGAGCCGACCUGGCGGAGCGGGAGGAGCCGGGCCUGCUUGUGAGCCAGCAGCUGACAGAGGCGAACAAGUUCGCCUAUGCCGCGCUCUGUGGGGUGACCCUGGCCUGGUUGUUUCCUGAACCGGAACAAAGCUCCUUUCGGGAGGAGUUCGUCAGAGGGCUGGUGAAAUGGCUCCAAUUGUCAGAUGCAGUCUUGCCUGCCAUGAUGGCUUUUGCCAAUGGUCUGGGAGGAGAAGGAGGAGAAACAUUUGCUCAGAUGUUACUGAAGGACCCAAUCUUGCAAGAUGAUUCCCUGAUUAUCAUUCAAGACCUUGUGGCCUUCUCUCUGAAGGAUGGUUCCUACGAUGCCCGAGCCAGGGUCCUCAUCAGUCACAUCACUUUGCUGCUGAGAAUCCCCUCAGAGGAGCUGGAGAUCUUAGAGGAAACACUGCUAGAAAGCCUGAAGGAAAAGAAAGAAGAAGAGUCUGAAAUGGCAGAGGCCGCCCGGAAAAAGAAAGAAAAGCGGAAGAGAUUGAAGCGCUAUCUGUUGAUUGGUUUGGCGACAGUAGGAGGUGGGACAGUAAUAGGCCUGACUGGGGGGCUGGCUGCCCCUCUGGUUGCUGCAGGAGCCGCAACGGUGAUUGGCAGUGCUGGAGCGGCGGCUCUGGGCUCCGUGGCUGGGAUUGCCGUCAUGGCCUCGCUCUUCGGGGCCGCCGGAGCUGGUCUCACAGGGUACAAGAUGAAGAAACGCGUGGGAGCCAUUGAGGAGUUUGAAUUUUUGCCCUUAACCGAAGGGAGACAUUUGCACAUCACCAUUGCGGUCACUGGAUGGCUGUGUACUGGCAAAUAUGGUAGCUUCGCGGCCCCCUGGACUAGCAUGAGCAGGAGCAGGGAGCAGUACUGCCUCGCUUGGGAGUCCAAAUACUUGAUGGAGCUGGGCAAUGCCCUAGUAUCCCUGAUGAACGGCCUUGUGAACCUAGUGGCUCAGGAAGCCCUGAAAUACACCGUGUUAUCAGGCAUUGUGACCGCUUUAACUUGGCCGGCUUCACUCCUUACCAUCUCCAAUGUCAUCGACAACCCCUGGGGCGUGUGUCUCCACCGUUCAGCUGAAGUGGGCAAACACCUGGCCCAGAUUCUGCUCAGCCGACAGCAGGGCAGACGGCCCGUCACGUUGAUUGGCUUCAGCUUGGGGGCCAGAGUCAUUUACUUCUGCCUUCAGGAGAUGGCUCGAGAGAAAGAUUGCCAGGGGAUCAUAGAAGACAUCGUCCUGCUCGGGGCUCCAGUGGAGGGAGAAGCCAAACACUGGGAGCCAUUUACGAAGGUGGUGUCGGGCAAGAUCAUCAACGGCUAUUGCAGGGGAGACUGGCUUCUGAGUUUUGUGUACCGGACCUCCUCCGUGCAAUUUAACGUGGCCGGCCUGCAGCCCGUCAACCUGAAUGACCGGAGGAUGGUUAACGUGGACCUGUCAUCCGUGGUCAGCGGCCACCUGGAUUACAUGAGGCAGAUGGACACCAUCCUGAAGGCUGUGGGGAUCCAAAUCAAGGGGAGUCACCAGGGAGAUAUGGGCCUCUCCCUCUCCCAGAGCAGCCAACCCAAGGAAGAGAAGCUUUGGGAAGAAGAGGCCACCACCAGCUCGGAGAAAGUCAAUCCCAGUGAUCUCUUGUCCCAGGAUCCCAACAACGACCACCAGGAUUCCCCAGGGGACGGUGGCCCGUGGCCUGACUCAGAUGGGCCUCCCGCCUCCUCAGAGUCCAACCAAGCCCAGAGCCCAACAGGGUCCAGCAGCCCCCCAGGACCCAAGAGCCCCCCAGAGCCCAGCCCUUCGGCUGUCCCUAGGACCUGUAGUCCAUUCCCCCUGGGCCGCCCCAAGAAUGACGAUGAGAACAAGGAGCAGACCCCCAGCCCUGGACUCAACUGACCCCAAGGACGGUCAGGAACCAACAUAUCUCCCUGCCGGUCAUCACUGGCCCCUCAAUUUCCUGUUGCAACCCUGGCAGAGUUGGGCAAAUGGUGAUGGUUUUAAGUGGGUACCUGCACUUGGGUGUUGGGAAAAGCCAUGGGUGUCCCCUAUUACUUGGAUGCUGUCUGGCCGGAAAAUGCUGAGAUGUUCCCAGGAGAGAAGAUCAAGGCUCCUUCUGCCCCUGGGGAACUUGACUCACAUCCCCGUUUCCUCCUGUUCCUUCCCCUUGAAAUAAGAAUACCCCAUCAGCAGCCCAGGCUGGCACCUAAUGCCAUCUUUGAGCAUCAGAGAGAUGGAGAUUUGGCCCAGAGGACUCCUAGCCAUAUCCUCUGUGCUAAUGAACUGUUGGACAUUACCUUUCAGAGCUCUAAUAUUCUGACCUACCAGAGCUUUAAUAUUCCAACCUAUAAUAUAUGUAUAAUAUAAUAAUAUACCAUCUGACUAACUGGUUUAGGGUAAAGAUUUCCCAGGAGACUGGAGGGACAAGGCAAACCCACCACUCACCACCCUGGGGGAGGGUUCCCUCUGGACAGGAUUUCAGCCCAUUCGUCUGUGGCAGUGUUGUACUUAAAGGUAAUUUUCCCUUAGCUGGAACUGGGCACGAGCAUGGAUUAUUAACGGGGUUUCCUUGUUUGUAGAGGGAGCUGUUAAAACCUCCUCUAUGCCUUCCCACUAUUUUAAACAAUUAAGCAUCAUCUGGACACCAUCAGAGCUUAAACUUUCUUCUUUCUGGGCACCGGGCAAAGUUUUUCUCUUUCACACCCUGGCUCUUCCUCGGUAGACAUUAUUAUUCAUUUUCACUCUGCUCUCAGGCCCAUUAGAGUCACCAUCAGGGUUAUAAAGUUCUCUGUCUGUGCCUACCAAGAGAAAACGGGAUGAUUUGGCAGCACCGAACCCCACAGCUCCUUUGAUUUCCCAGGGCUGGAGAGUCGAAGUGGGGGUGACAGAGGGCCCCUCUUCCUCCAACCCCCCUCUGUCUUCUGCAUUAAGUGGGAAACCAGUGCUGCUCCUCGAUAGCCACAUGCAAAGGUUUGUUGGAGGGGAGAGAUCGAAGUUCUUAGUAGCAGAUUUGAGGAUUAUUCACCCCCAUGAGCAUGGGUAAUUGAGACUUGGCUUAGAGAAUGUAAGUGGAAUCUCAGCACCUUUCCCCUGGGAAUGGAGGCCCAUCUAAGGCCCUUCCCUGGAAAGUGCACUUUGGGAGCAAGGUGAGUGUGUAAAUCACCGUCUCCAAGCAUCCCAGGGGAUUGCCUCCGUCAUUCUCCUCCGUGGCUUGUGACUGGCAGCCAUCUUUCCUGCCUCUGCGCUCUUCUGAGCCUUCCGGGUGUCUUCUGGUGCCUUCCUCUAUCGUCUUCCAAACGGCCUUAUCCAAGAUCCGGUCCACCCCCUCCCCACCAAGUGUCACCCACAUUGACAGUGGCCAUUGGAGCUGUUACCCAACCCCCUGCCUGGCCACCAGCCCGUAGUUCCCUGCUGGAGACCCUCUGGAUAAUCCAAUCCAUGGACAUCAGAACCCCUAUCCUGGGACCGGGGUUCCGAUAGAUCAGCUUUAGUAACCACAGUGAAGUCUUAUUUAUGUUGCAGCAGGAAGUUUCAUGCUCCUGUUUGAUGGCUAUUAACCUGUCUAAAAUAAACCCUGUUUGAAUACCCAGAA
Messenger RNA from Tachyglossus aculeatus (Australian echidna), 3709 nucleotides. RefSeq names its product transmembrane and coiled-coil domains 4 (gene TMCO4). The transcript has 14 exons. The record is from RefSeq and is a predicted model, not a curated record. NCBI's taxonomy places the organism in Eukaryota, Metazoa, Chordata, Mammalia, Monotremata, Tachyglossidae. The coding region runs from base 1 to 2016 and encodes 671 amino acids.